Messenger RNA from Ceutorhynchus assimilis (cabbage seed weevil), 1584 nucleotides. Lineage: Eukaryota; Metazoa; Arthropoda; Insecta; Coleoptera; Curculionidae. The record is from the annotation of a GenBank genome assembly.
UUUUCGUCUCGCUAACAACAACAACAAGAAAAUGUUGCUAUCGUGCCCCUUGUGCUGCAAGCCCCAUUUUCCAGGGGUAGAUUCGUUACGGAGCAGUUUAGUGAGCGUCGCCACGGCCCCAUUGACUUGUCCAGUGUGUCAGGAGGUAUUGAAAGGUUUGGACAAAUUGACUAUUCAUUUAUUCGGUCACGUGAAUAGUCAGCAGAUAAAAGAAGAUAGUGUUAAAAGUAGGACUGUUUGUGUUGAUAAUGAGAAAGAUUGCGAUGAAAGUAUUGAUGAAGAAAUUGUUAGGAUUUGUACGAGGACGGUUCAAGACCCAGUUACUAUCGAUAUCGCCAAACAACCGGAAGAUCCGGCCCCGAAAGAUCCAUCACCGUCCAAUUUAGAUAAUGACAAUAUAAUCUCUUGCGACAUAUGCAGCUUCACUUUUACGGAUAAAAAUAUUUUAGAAAUGCAUCAAAAGUUGUUGCACCAAACGUCUCCGGACGAGAAAACUGGAAAAUACAGCUACCACUGUCACUUGUGCAGCAAAAGGUUCAGGAUGAGAGGGAGUUUGAUGGUACAUCUUAGGGUGGCUCAUUACGGAUUCAGUAAUCGUAUCGAUUUGCCGCAACGUUUAUUAGAUAGCGAAGAUUCGGACAAAAGCCUUAAAGAAGUUGAUGCUGCUAAUAAGAGUGUUUUGAGACCUCAAGACUGUAAACAGUGGAGCUGCGACGUGUGCGCAAAAAUGUUCACCACGAAAUACUUCUUGAAAAAACACAAAAGACUGCACACAGGCGAAAUGCCCUAUUCCUGCACGAUAUGCCAGAAAUCGUUCACUUUUCAACAAUCCUACCACAAGCACAUGCUCUAUCACUCAUCAGAAAAGCCUUACGUUUGCAACGAGUGCGGCAGAGCAUUCAAAGAGCAUUCCACUUUACAGAAUCACGCCCGAAUACAUUCGGGAGAAAGACCUUUUGGAUGCGAAAUAUGUGGAAAACGUUUCCGUCAAAGAGUCUCCUACUUAGUCCACAUGCGAAUCCACACUGGAGUGAUGCCCUACAAAUGUACCGAAUGCAAUAAAAGUUUCCGAUAUAAAGUGAGCCAAAGAUCACACAAAUGUCCUCCUGGAUCAGUCGUAAAAGUAAACGAAGAUCCACCUAAUCCAGCACCAAAAUGUAUCAUGUCGGUUGAUUACGAUACUGGCAAUAUCAAUCUUAUACCUGGAAAUCAAGAAUUAAUAAUAUUACAAAAUAAUGAUAAUAAUAAUGCUGUAGAUAUUUACAAUGUUGCUCAUUUGUCUCCAAUAUUGCCCGAAGUAGAGUCGUUGUGCCUCAAUAAUAAUUCACCGGCAUCGCCCAGCGAAGAGAAUAUUCAGAUUAUAAGGGAAAAAUGUUUGGAAGAGUUGUUUAAAUAAAGUAUUUUUGGAUAUUGAUUUUGUUUAACGUUUGCAGGAGAGUUUUAAAACAGUUUCAACUUACAAUAAAACAAAUACUCUCAUAUAUUUUUCAUCCAUUUUUUGUGUCUUAAACAGAGAAAUUUUUUAUCUCUUCUUCUUCUUACAUUUUUCCAGAAUCUUUUUUUCCUUAACAUCUUCCUAAUCAA